This is a messenger RNA of Falco peregrinus (peregrine falcon), 8856 nucleotides long. It is a transcript of the gene ADAM22, whose product is annotated as ADAM metallopeptidase domain 22. The transcript is spliced from 32 exons. Gene Ontology annotation, molecular function: metalloendopeptidase activity. NCBI's taxonomy places the organism in Eukaryota, Metazoa, Chordata, Aves, Falconiformes, Falconidae. The record is from RefSeq and is a predicted model, not a curated record. Bases 373 to 3255 code for a protein of 960 amino acids. Gene Ontology annotation, cellular component: postsynaptic density membrane. Gene Ontology annotation, biological process: proteolysis.
GCGAGCGCGCGCCGUGCGGGGUUCCCCGGGCGGUGCGGCAGCGGGGCCGCCCCACGGGGUGGGGGCGUGGGGGGCAGCUGCGGGCGCUCUGCGGCGUUCCCCUGGCUGCGGGGCUUCCCCUCCGGUCCCGCGCCGGUCCCUCACGCCCUGGCAAACGACUACAUUUCCCAGCACUUCCUUCUUCCGAGCGGGCUCUGCGGGGAGCAUCGCCGGCUCUCGCCAUCUCCUUCCCUCGCAGGGGGCUCGGCGCGGCGGCGGCGGCGGGGCGGAGCUCAGCUCGCAGUCCCGGCCCCGCGGCAGCCGCGGCCCCGCAGCGCUCCCCCCGCCCGUGCAGGCGCGGAGCCGGCGGCGCACGGCGCGGCGAGCAGCGCCAUGCGGGCUGCCGCCUGCCUCCUCUCCCUGGCGCUCUGCGCCCUGCCCGCUCCCCCAGGAGGCGCCGGGCCGGCGGCAGCGACAGCGACGGCGGGGCGGCGGGGCGAGAGCCGCUUCGCGGAGCGAGAGAGCAUCAGGCCCCUGCGGCUGGUCUCCGGCGGCGGCGCGCGGCGGCCGGCGCUGAGCACGCGGGUGCGGAGCGGCGCGGCGCGGACGCAGUCUACCCACAUUGCUCGAGCCAGCUUCCAGGUUGAUGCUUUUGGAUCAUCUUUCAUCCUAGAUGUGACGCUAAACCAUGACCUGUUGUCUUCUGAGUAUCUUGAGAGGCAUAUUGAGCAAGGUGGCAAGACAGUGGAAGUUAAAGGAGGAGAACAUUGCUAUUAUCAGGGAGAAAUUAGAGGAAAUCCCGUAUCAUUUGUUGCCUUGUCAACAUGCCAUGGAUUACAUGGGAUGUUCUUUGAUGGAAAUCAUACUUACCUUAUUGAGCCAGAUGAAAACUACACUUCAGAUGAUGACUUCCAUUUCCACUCUGUUUACAAAUCCAAGUUGUUUGAGUUUCCUUCGGAUGAUCUGCCAUCUGAGUUCUGGCAAAUGAAUACUACAUCACAGAAGUUUGUUGUAAAGCCGAGACACAAAAGAAGUAAAAGGCAGGUUCGUCAGAUUCCACGUAAAGUUGAAGAGGAAACUAAAUACAUUGAGUUAAUGAUUGUAAAUGAUCACUUAAUGUGUAAAAAGCACCGCUUGUCAGUUGGCCAUACAAACAGCUAUGCUAAAUCAGUUGUGAACAUGGCAGAUUUAAUAUAUAAAGAACAACUUAACACCAGGAUAGUAUUGGUUGCCAUGGAAACCUGGGCUACUGAUAACAAGUUCACCAUAUCUGAAAACCCCUUGGUGACCCUACGUGAGUUUAUGAAAUAUAGGAGGGAUUUUAUCAGAGAGAAAAGUGACGCAGUUCACCUUUUUUCGGGGAGUCGAUUUCAGAGCAGUCGAAGUGGUGUAGCCCACACUGGUGGAAUCUGCUCCUUGCUUAAAGGUGGAGGUGUGAACGAGUUUGGAAAGCCAGACUUAAUGGCAGUUACCCUGGCACAGACCUUGGCCCAAAACAUUGGCAUUUUCUCAGACAGAAGAAAACUUCUAAGUGGUGAGUGUAAGUGUGAGGAUACGUGGUCUGGAUGCAUAAUGGGAGACAUGGGGUAUUAUCUUCCAAGCAAGUUCUCCAAGUGUGAUAUUGAAGAGUAUCAUGAAUUUUUAAACAACGGAGGUGGAGCAUGCCUUUUCAAUAAACCAACCAAACUUCUGGAUCCUCCAGAAUGCGGCAAUGGUUUUGUGGAAGAUGGAGAAGAGUGUGACUGUGGGACGAUAGCAGAGUGUGCCAGUGAAGGAGGAGAGUGCUGCAGUACUUGCACCCUGACGGCAGGCUCCCAGUGCAGCAAUGGACUUUGCUGUCGGAAGUGCAGGUUUGAACCUAAAGGAGUUUUGUGCCGAGAAGCGGUGAAUGAUUGUGAUAUUGCAGAGAACUGCACAGGAAAUUCCAGUCAGUGUUCUCCCAAUAUUCAUAAAAUGGAUGGAUAUUCAUGUGAUAACAAGCAGGGUAUUUGUUUUGGGGGAAGAUGUAAAACCAGGGACCGGCAGUGUAAAUAUAUCUGGGGUGAAAAAGUGACAGCUGCUGACAGGUUCUGCUAUGAGAAGCUGAAUAUUGAAGGGACUGAGAAAGGAAACUGUGGAAGAGACAAGGACUCUUGGAUACAGUGCAAUAAACAGGAUGUGCUUUGUGGUUACCUUCUAUGCUCCAAUAUAUCCAGUGUGCCCAGACUUGGAGAACUUGAUGGUGAAAUCACAUCAUCAAUCUUGCAGUUUGGAAAAGUCUACAAUUGCAGUGGUGGCCAUGUGAAGCUCGAUGAGGAGACAGACCUGGGCUAUGUGGAGAACGGGACACCGUGUGGGCCGAACAUGGUGUGCCUUGAGCAUCGCUGCCUCCCCAUCGAGGCCUUCAACUUCAGUACCUGCCCAGGCACCACAGACAGCGAAAUUUGUUCAGGACACGGUGUUUGUAGCAAUGAAAUAAAGUGUGUCUGUGACCGAUUCUGGGGAGGAGAUGAUUGCAGUUCUCGCAUCAAGGAUGAUAUGUUUUUUGAUAAAGAUGCCAUCAAUAAAGGUGUUGUUAGCACAAAUAUAAUAAUAGGGGCUAUUGCUGGCACCAUUUUAGUGUUGGCUCUCGUUUUAGGAAUAACUGGUUGGGGUUACAAAAACUACAGAAGACAGAGACAAAUACCCCAGGGAGAUUAUGUAAAAAAGCCUGGAGAGGCCGACUCUUUUUAUAGCGACAUGCCUCCUGGAGUCAGCACAAACUCUGCAUCUAGUUCUAAGAAGAGGUCUGCUUUUCUGUCGCAUUUUCAGAUUUCUACCUGUUCCAUCACCCAUUAUUCCAUUAGUCAGAACAUUUCAUUGUUUUGCAGCAGGUCAAAUGGAUUAUCUCAUUCCUGGAGUGAAAGGAUCCCAGACACAAAACAUAUUUCAGACAUUUGUGAAAAUGGGAGGCCUAGGAGUAAUUCUUGGCAAGGUAAUAUAGGAGGAAACAGAAAGAAAGUCAGAGGCAAAAGGUUUAGGCCACGGUCUAAUUCAACUGACAGGGUAACUCAUGCAUCUGAGCCUGGGCUUUCUCUCGCCCACCAAAUCCCGGCCCAAGGCAUAAGCCCAGGGGGUUCUGACCACCCCCAAACAGGGAGUCGGGAUCACAGGACACUGUCCCCUGCAAAGUCUCCAUCUUCGUCCACUGGUUCUAUCGCUUCCAGCAGAAAAUACCCUUACCCGAUGCCACCACUUCCUGAUGAGGAGAAAAAAGCCAACAGGCAAAGUGCCAGGCUAUGGGAGACGUCCAUUUAGCUGCACUGUUUUCCUGGGGUGACAUCAGAACUGCUUACUUCGAAUUUUAUAGAAACUCAGCAUCACUGAGUCACUGCACAUUCAACUGCUCUUCAGACAAUUCGAAAGAUCAACAGAGAUGCCCGUGAUCACAGUGAGAACCUCCUGUCAUCUGGAAGGGAAAAAAGCAGUCUUUUUUCUUUCUUUCUUUUUUGUUACUGGUAUUUUAUGGAUUUGGUGAACAACCAAAAUCAUAACAACUAACAGGGACAUGACAAGGCUAUUCCGCAUGAUCACAGGUACACUUACCUAGAAUCCGAACUGCAGUCCGUUUGCCAGUCCCACGUAAGAGUUUUUUCACUGGUUUAUUGCAGUCUCAAGUCAGACCAGAGUGGAACUGGGAAUGCGCCUCCUGGAGAGCCCAGCUGAUGUAAACUUGUAUGCUGUAUGCAUGAACCCAUGAACCUUGUGUUCUUUACUUUCCACAUGUAAGGGAUAAACAACAUACUGUAGUAGAAAUUAGCAUGCAGGAGUAAGAAAUACAGGAUUUUUUUGUGACAGGAUUUCAAGCUUUGAAAGGGAACUAUUUGACACAAAUGUCAAACAAGGAUUAUAUCUUUUUUUUUUUUUACCUUAUGUGUUUAUAAUCUCAGUAUAGGGAUUGUAUAUAUGUAAACAUUUGAUAAUGUCAAAAAUAGCUGUUAUACAUAAGCGUAUUUUGCCAAAUGCCUAAAGAAACAGUCAUGACUAACAUCAUCACACUUCAGAUUUUCUAAUACUAUGAGCAGACAUCUUUGGAAAUACAGAAGGUACAGUACUGUAAACCCAUGUCUCUCAGAAACUGGUGUUUGACCAAAAUCUCUAAUGUCUUUUCAGUAUCUUAUACUGUCUUGACAAUCUCAGUUGUAAGGCAGACUGCAGAAACAACAGCACUUUGUCUUAAGUCAUCGUAAGAGGAACCAGCUAAAAUCCCUUGUUCAGUGAGAUGACCAGUGUAUCCUCUCACAGGUGUAAUUAAGAAUGAUUUGGCAGACAACAGAGACAGCCUUUAAGUAACGCGCACUCCGAACUUACUGGACAUUUGGGAAUAUUUCUAAGUUGUCAAUUCAGAAUGUGGUGAUGUGAAGUCCUUCUAGUGAGAGUUGCUGUGUAUUUUUGAUAGAGCAUUUCAGACACUGUUCUAGACGGCAAGGCAUAGUUUAUGGGAAGCAUAAUGGUUUCACUGCACUAGAUAAUAACAGUGCUGGGCAAGCGGCCAGUUUCAUUGCUGUCUUUUAAUUUUUAUUUGUUACUGGAAUUGCCUUUAUCAUGCGCUUGAAUGCUAUGCUUGCUGCCCCUGAAGCCCCCCUGGCAAUUUUGGGGGGCAUUAAACCGAGUACAAGUGAAUUUAGCCUAAAAAACCGGUGGGGAACAAACCCUUUACUGUGAAGAUGUUAAUCUUGUGUAUAAGUGGAUGGUUAGAUUUCUAACACCUGAGACUUCUAAAGGCUGUUGUAAAACAAGUCUUGAUUGGGAAUUUUCGGUCAGUAAGAAACUGGACUAUAUUAAAUCAAUUUAUAAUUCUCUCCAGCUUUCAGAAAUUGACUAAUUCUUAGCUUCAGGUAGUACUAUUGCAGAAUAAAACGCCCAAUUCUGUAUGGUGCAGUUGAAUACCUUGCCCAACAGCCGUAUGAUCAAUUAGGUAUUAUUGUAAUGGGAACAUCUUCGGUGUUUCUGAAUCUUCUACCUCUUUCAUGUGUUUCCUUUAAUAAGUGAAUCCAACACUUGCAGCCUUUUAAUAUAUUUUUUUAACUUUUAAGUCUCUCGAUAAAGUCAGAUAUAUGUAAGAUUAAAUUAAGAAAUGUUUAAAGAUGUCAGCAACUGUAAAGUAUAUAAGAUUUUUAGAAGCACUAUAUUUUAUGGUUAGGCUGUAUGUUGGAUAAUGACAUAAUACUGGCCUUGGCGUUGAAGUGAUUUUCCUUCACAGUCUACAGGUUCUGGUAAGUAUUCUGGAGAAAGACAAAUCUGAGUGAGCGGUAGUGGAUGCAGACAGACCAUCUGGAAGGAGCCAGUCACUUGUAUUUGCUUUAGGAAAAGAUUCUGCACUUUUGUGAGGAGUGAAUAUCCAUCAGCACUGAAGAGUAUUUUUUGCAAAGAUUUAUUUUGAGUGUAGGUAACUGGAUUAAAGGUAGUUGGUAGCAUGUAGCUCAUGAAAUUAGGGUCUGAGCCAUAAUCACUUGAAAUCAGUAUGUUGUUUAUUGAUUUCACUGAACCUUGAGCAGGGCCGUCAAGGAGGUCACCCACAUUAGGACAUUAUGCUAAUCUGAUAGUUGCUGUGUUACCUGGUUUUCCUUCCCAUAUUAGUAUCUUGUCUUUAGUAACGGGACUGUUCAUCAUGUGCCUUUUAUGGCAUUUUGUUUGGAUACAAACCGGCAUGUAAUUUUGAAUAAUCCUGUUAGAUUUCUGUGCGUAUUUUAUGUUUACCACUGUUUACUCUUCCCUUUCCGUUUUGCCUUAUCAAGAAGCAGCAAGAUUUGGCAGACAGAACCGGCUAUAACAUACUGGCUCUUUGUGUAAUGUUCAUAGCUUCUUGUUUUGCAAACAAAUGGCUUUCUGACUGUGUUUUCAAUGUAGUAUGUACUUUCGGCUUCUCUCUUGUUUUGGUGUAAUUCCUUUGUAGCAUAUGAUGAUACAGUUACGUCUGUAGUGUAACUUUAAACAGUCACUUUCACAUUUGGAGCUAGGAAUUCGAGUUAUGAGCACUAAGUUUUAAGUUAAAUAAAUAUUGACUUCCACUUUGACUGUCUAGAGUGAGAACAUCACAGAGCUUGGGUGUUUGCAAAAUUCUUCUGCAGAGAAUCUUGCAUCAGGUUGGUAACUUGGAGACCUUGUCACACAAAACCUGAACUGGCAGGGCUGUGAGCCACUGAAGCCAGCAAAGGUCAAAGAGAGAAAUUGUUUGCUUACAUUCUGUGGUUUCCUACUUCUAAAAUGUGUGUCAGAAAGCUGCCAGAUUAAUAACCUGGAAGAUUGCAAAUAUUUUUAUCCGUUGUAGUUACACUGGCAAUAGCAAUACAAAUUGCCGCAUAAUACCUCAUCCAGUCUAAAGUAGAGUACUUGUAUUGUCAAUAAGAUAGCUCAGUCAUUUUGACUCACGGGGACUCAUGCUUUUGUUUUGUUUUUAAUUUUAAGAAAUGAACUAGUUAUUGCCAGCUAUGCUGCAGGUGCCUAUUGAAGUGGGGACGUUACCAGUUCUUCUCAAAUAGAAGUAACUGUCCAUAUGAAUGCAGGACCUGCAGGAUGAGCUAUACUUAGUGUUAUGUUUUUCAGUGUGGGAGAAGAAUCUGCUAUGAUUUAAAAUAAAAUUAAUAUGACUAACUGAUGGAGACUGGAAAAUAGAGAUCGUAUCCAAAUAAUAAUGCUGCACAACGAUGCCAGAGUUAAACAAAAAUUUACCUGCUAAUUCUGGAUUUGUUGACAUAAGAACUUCAGUAAUCCAUAUGGUAGACUUCUGGUGAAUUUACUCAGGCAAUAUACUAGAAAUGGUUGUGAUUGAUAAUUUACAUAUAUUUUUGAUUUAAAUAAGUUGUUUUAAGAAGGUUGUAAUUUUAUACAGCCUGUCUUUGCUUAAGUUGUGAACUUCAGUCACUACUUGCCAGUUACCUGAUUUAAAGUAUGAUUUGACUUUGAAGGUAGCUACUUCCAAAUGAUUUAAGAGUUCCUGACUUAUGAAAUGUUGAACCUGCUAAGCUGAUGUACUCAUUAGAUAAUUUUGAUUGUGCUGAUGAACAAACAGACCUUUGAGCUAAAAUCAGAAAGAAAUUGUGUCAGUAGCUAGUGUACUGAAGUCCUCUCACGUGAAUUCCUGUUGCUUAUUUUAAGUGACCCAAGUGGUCUUGUCAACACCAAUGUGACAACCGUUUUCAAAACCAGAGCUAAGAAUAGGUACAUACGCUAUUACAGGUACGCAUAUACUACAAAUUCUUCUGAAAUUUGCAGCCAUUUCAUUCAUUAAUAGGCUAGGAUGUAACAUGAAAGAAUGAAAGUUAGCUCUUAGGACUUGCUUUGUCAUUGAAUCCCAUACUAGUUGUUGUGAGCAAAAUUAUCGCACUCCAGUGCAAAACGCAACAAGCUCCUGUUCUCUUCUCUUCCAGUCCCUUUCUGCUCCUACUGAAAAGCAUUUCCAUGAAUGAUAAUUACAUGCACUAACAGCCUCUUGUGCAAGUUGGCCGAGAUCAAAAAGCUGUGAAGUUAGUUGCCUUUCCACGCAGUGUCCUGGACAAGGUCUUUCCAGUGCUGUUAAUACAUCAUUUGCUCUUCCUACAGCGUAGGUGAUGGAGCCUCACGUCUUUCGUGCAGUUUGCACUGGAGUGCUGGUUUGGGCUGGGGGAAGAGUUAAUUUUGCUUCACAGUAGCUACUAUGGGGCUGUGUUUGGGAUUUGUGCUGGAAACAGUGUUGGUAAUUCAGGGAUAUUUUAGUUAUUGCUGAGCAGCGCUCACACAGAGUCGAGGUCUUUUCUGUUCCUCACCCCACCCCACCCGUGGGUGGGUUGGGGGGGGCACGAGAAGUUGGGAGAAGACAGAGCCAGGACCGCUGACCCCAGCUGACCAAAGGGAUAUUCUAUACCGUAUGACUUCAUGCUCAGCCAUAAAACUAUGGGGAAGGCUGGCAGUAGGGGCUGCUUCUCAAAGGCUGGCAGGGCAGUGGCUGGUUGGUGGUGAGCAAUUGUUUUCAUUUGCAUCACUUGCCUUUCAUGUUUUGUUUUGUUUUGUCCUGUCUGCUACUUCCCUUUUCAUUACUGUUUCUUAUUAUCAUAAUUAUUAUUACAUUUUAUUUCAAUUAUUAAACUGUUCUUAUUUCAACCCACAAGUUUUCUCACCCUAUCCCUGUGGGGGGAGAGUGAGUGAGUGGCUGUGUGGUGCUUAGUUGCUGGCUGGGGUUAAACCAUAACUGAUAAAACUGGUAGCUCAGCCAUCCUAUGGCUUUCUUACCCUCUAGCAUUGCUGAAGGCUAAGCCUCUUUAAUCUCCAAGGCUGUGAACCUAAAAGUUGUGCUGUGUCCCAUUUCUCUUGCUUCAAGUUUGAAGAUCAUCCCUUUCUUUCUCAACUGAGUAUCUCUAUCGGUAGCAUACAAUUUGGGCCGCUGUCAUCAACCACAAUGCAGAGGUUAUUUACCUCAUUUUUAAAGAGCAUCCUGGUCUCCUCUGAAGUCAGUUUUUUGCCCAGAAUGGAAUAUCCAUCAGUGUGCUGAGCUAUGACCCACUAUUUGCAUGGCUUCCAAACCAGGUGGCAUUUAUCACCAAUAUGGGAUUUGAUUUUGAUCAGAUUUCCUGAAGACAAAUACGAAUAAACUGCACACAUAAUGUACAGCUUGUCAUCCCAUGACUGCGUGGUGGGAUAACAUUCUUGUGUGGACGUAAAUGUUACCCUAAUAGAGCAGGCAAAAAGGAAACAGUGAAACCGGUUGUGUAGCCAUAGCUGCAAUACAGACGGGACUCUCUGAAGCGUGAUUUCACCAGAACAGGAAAGGAAGCGAUAGUUCCUAUCAUUUACACUAAAAAACUCCUUUGACCUGAGCAGUUUCCAAGGCAGCUUACAAAAAACAAUACUGGUACCUCAAGUAUGGAUGCUGAUGCAAAGCUU